Messenger RNA from Neltuma alba, 2778 nucleotides. RefSeq names its product alpha,alpha-trehalose-phosphate synthase [UDP-forming] 1-like. Gene Ontology annotation, molecular function: trehalose-phosphatase activity; alpha,alpha-trehalose-phosphate synthase (UDP-forming) activity. The transcript has 17 exons. Gene Ontology annotation, cellular component: cytosol. The record is from RefSeq and is a predicted model, not a curated record. Lineage: Eukaryota; Viridiplantae; Streptophyta; Magnoliopsida; Fabales; Fabaceae. The coding region runs from base 1 to 2778 and encodes 925 amino acids. Gene Ontology annotation, biological process: trehalose biosynthetic process.
AUGCCAGGGAACAGUUUUAACCGCAGUCCUACUCCUACUGCACCCACAUCAAGAUUAGAAAGGCUUCUGAGGGAAAGAGAGCUCAGGAAGUCCAACAGGCAUUCUCAACCAGUUGAGGAGGCAAGAGACAGCAACAAAGAUCUUGAACUUCAUGGUGAUUUGUGUUCGAGCGAGAGUGACAUUCGUGAGGAAGAGUUAUUUGAAAAGGAUGCGGCUGCAAGAUUGCCUGAAAGAUUUCCAAGACAAGAUGAACAGUCGAGUAUCAAACAACGCUUAUUGGUGGUGGCCAACAGAUUGCCUGUGUCUGCUACUAGGAAGGGUGUGGAUUCAUGGCAACUUGAGAUCAGUGUAGGGGGGCUAGUCAGUGCAAUUUUAGGUGUAAGGGAAUUUGACACUAGGUGGAUUGGGUGGGCUGGCUUGAAUGUGCCAGAUGAAGUUGGGCAGAACUCAUUGACUAAAGCUUUAGCUGAAAAGAGGUGCAUCCCAGUAUUUCUUGAUGAGGAGCUAGCUCAUCAAUAUUACAACGGUUACUGCAACAACGUCUUAUGGCCUCUUUUUCAUUACCUUGGACUUCCACAAGAGGACCGACUUGCUACCACUCGUACUUUCCAAUCUCAAUUUGAUGCAUACAAGAUAGUAAACCAAAUGUUUGCUGAUGUGGUAUAUAGGCAUUAUGAGGAAGGUGAUGUCGUCUGGUGCCAUGAUUACCACCUGAUGUUUCUUCCAAAAUGUUUAAAAGAACUCGAUGAGAAAAUGAAAGUUGGCUGGUUUCUCCACACACCGUUUCCUUCCUCAGAAAUACAUAGGACACUGCCAUCCAGAACAGAACUGUUGAGAUCUGUACUUGCUGCUGACUUGGUGGGGUUUCAUACAUAUGAUUAUGCAAGGCAUUUUGUUAGUGCCUGCACUAGAAUUCUUGGACUUGAGGGUACACCUGAAGGAGUAGAAGAUCACGGGAAGCUGAUUCGUGUAGCUGCAUUUCCUAUUGGGAUCGACUCUGAAAGAUUUAUCCGAGCCCUUGAACUCCCCCAAGUCCAGGAUCAAAUAAAUGAACUGAAAGGACGAUUUGCAGGCCGAAAGGUUAUGCUGGGUGUUGAUCGCCUUGAUAUGAUAAAAGGAAUCCCCCAAAAAAUCUUGGCAUUCGAGAAGUUCCUUGAGGAGAAUCCUGACUGGCGGGAUAAAGUAGUCUUGAUACAAAUUGCUGUUCCUACAAGAACUGAUGUUGCUGAAUACCAAAAGCUUACAAGCCAGGUGCAUGAGAUUGUUGGACGCAUUAAUGGGAGAUUUGGAACACUCACUGCUGUUCCAAUACACCACCUGGACCGAUCACUUGACUUUCAUGCAUUAUGUGCACUAUAUGCUGUUACCGAUGUAGCACUCAUCACAUCUUUAAGGGAUGGAAUGAACCUUGUCAGCUAUGAGUAUGUUGCUUGCCAGGCUUAUAAGAAGGGAGUUCUCAUUCUAAGUGAGUUUGCGGGCGCAGCGCAGUCUCUCGGUGCCGGUGCUAUCUUGAUAAAUCCAUGGAAUAUCAACGAGGUUUCUGCCUCUAUUGCUUAUGCCUUGACCAUGCCUGCUGAUGAAAGAGAGAAACGUCAUCAGUUCAACUUCAAGCAUGUGAUUACUCACACAUCUCGGGAGUGGGCUGCAACAUUCGUGAGCGAACUGAAUGACACUAUUGUUGAAGCUCAGCUUAGGACAAGACAAGUUCCACCCCCACUUCCUAAUGAAGCUGCAGUUGAUCGUUACUCAAAAUCCAAUAAUCGAUUAAUCAUUCUGGGUUUCAAUGCCACUUUAACUGAACCAGUGGAUGCCCUUGGGAGUGGCGGCCAAAUUAAAGAAAUGGAGCUUAAAUUGCACCCAAAUGUAAGAGAUCCUUUAAAGAAGUUGUCUGAUGAUCCGAAGACAACAAUAGUUGUCCUCAGUGGGAGUGAUCGAGGCGUCCUGGACAAAAACUUCAGCGAAUUCAACAUGUGGCUGGCAGCAGAAAAUGGGAUGUUUUUACGUCUUACUUCUGGUGAAUGGAUGACAACCAUGCCUGAAAAUUUAAACAUGGAUUGGGCUGAUAGUGUGAAGCAAGUUUUUGAGUACUUCACUGAAAGAACUCCUCGAUCUCAUUUUGAGCUGCGUGAGACUUCAGUUGUAUGGAAUUACAAGUAUUCAGAUGUUGAGUUUGGAAGACUUCAAGCCAGAGAUCUACUGCAGCAUCUUUGGACAGGCCCAAUAUCAAAUGCAUCACUUGAUGUUGUCCAAGGUGGUAGAUCUGUUGAGGUUCGAGCAGUCGGUGUCUCAAAGGGAGCAGCAAUUGAUCGGAUUCUGGGAGAGAUAAUUCACCAGAAGGGCAUGAAGGCACCUAUUGAUUAUGUUCUCUGUGUUGGACACUUUCUGCCAAAGGAUGAAGAUGUGUACACAUUUUUUGAGCCAGAGCUUCCCUCUGAGUCACCAACAAUAGCAAGAGCUAUGCUAUCCAGCUCUAACAAGCCAUCUCUGCCAAAAUUCCAUGGAUCAAGCAAGUGUGGCUCCAAGGCAGCUCGACUCAAGAAGCAACGAUCCAUGUCGACUUUAGAAAGGAGAAAAAUGGAUCAAGCAAUUGGGAUUCCAUUGCAGCCAACAUAUCGUGAUAGAGUAUCAUUGCAGGAGGGUUCUUCGGUGCUUGAUCUCAAAGGUGAUAAUUACUUCUCCUGUACUGUUUCGCGAAAGAGAUCAAGCGCACGAUAUCUUCUUAAAACAUCAGAUAGUGUCGUCGAACUGUUGAAGGAGCUGGCGGAUCAACUUGAAUGA